Fonsecaea erecta is the source of this 2223-nucleotide messenger RNA. RefSeq lists its product as hypothetical. Gene Ontology annotation, molecular function: ATP-dependent protein folding chaperone; ATP binding. The record is from RefSeq and is a predicted model, not a curated record. NCBI's taxonomy places the organism in Eukaryota, Fungi, Ascomycota, Eurotiomycetes, Chaetothyriales, Herpotrichiellaceae. Bases 1 to 2223 code for a protein of 740 amino acids. The transcript is spliced from 3 exons.
AUGCUUUCACAAAGUCUUCCAACACAGCUCGACCGGCCACAAAUUGCCCUUGAAAGGAAUGGGCUUCUGACGUCGGAUUAUACACAAGCGAAAUGUGAUGGCCAACAGCAGCAUCAUGAUGAGCUGCAGGAGAUUCGCAUUCAGUCAGAGAUCGAAGUCCCUAAGAGUGAGAUUCGAAAUUCGAAAGUUCCAAGGUUCAUCAUUGCCAUUGACUUUGGGACUACCUUCUCCUCUGUGGCAUAUUUACGGAUCGAGCCCGGCGUCCAGAGGCACCUAAUUGAGCCCAGUUCCAUUCAGUGUAUCGAUAACUAUCCCGACGCUCCUCCAUUUCGAUUUAAGCAAGCCACAAGAGUUCCCUCAGAGCUUGUAUAUUGUACACAACCCACGAGCAAUGCUGCAAACGACCAACCGCAGAACUCUCCAAAUCCCAUCUCAGAUGAUGAAUCUGACAACUCCUUGGAAGAGGAUUGGGCCUCCUCAGCCACUGAGGACUCUGAUCCAGACCAAGACCUACCGCCACCUAAGCGAACCAAGUACUCAACCCGGAGCAACUCGGCCUGGGGCUUUGGAUGCCACAACAACUUGAAAUAUGUUCAACCUGGCGCCGCCGCGUCCGGCCCUAGAAUCCUGUCAAGAUUCAAAUUGCUCUUGGACGACGAGCCCAGCACACAGUCUGCCCGUGAGUGGAUAAAGGUGGACGUGCGGGAAUUAAAAGCUAUGGAUGUUAUUCAAGAGCCUUCUGACCUCAUUGCCGAUUACCUCCAGCAUUUGUUCACGCAUGUGAAGACUCAACUGGAAAGUUAUUGCGGAUUUCGCGAGGGAAUCCCCGUGGAAUUUGUGAUUUCGGUACCUACACGAUGGUCUGCUCAAGCUUGUCGCAAGAUGCACGCUGCGACAGCAAGGGCGAUUGAGAGAUCGCGGUUUUCGCAGCUUGAACAGCGAAUAAUCGAAGAUCUGUUCAUUGUUGCGGAAUCUGAAGCAGCCGCUGUUCUUGUCCUCGAUGAAGCUAAGAAGUUUCAAAAGUUCGAAACAGGCCAUACAUUUCUCAUUGUCGACUGCGGAGGAGGUACUGUUGAUGCAACAACCUACACAAUCUCUCAGCAAAACCCAUUGCGCCUAAGAGAGAUGAUGGAGGGGGAAGGUGCCUUAUGUGGAUCGAACUUUCUGAACGAAGAGUUCAAACGCUUGCUCUUGACGCGGCUACAAGGUGCUAGGAUAUUGGGUAACGAGCAAUCACUUGAUACAAUCAUCGAGUCCUUGACCAAUAUAUUUGAAGUUGGGGAUAAGAGAAGAGUUGAUGUUACGAACAAGCGGGAAACUUUCGAACAAAUGUUCAUUCCAGGACUUCAAGCAGACAAAGAAAGACAUUUCCGUCCAAGUUUAAUGUCUUUCAGCAGAAAGGAAAUGCUGCAAGUCUUCAAACCAUGUCUUCGCGGUGUCGCACAACUUAUACGAAAACAACUUCGAGGCGCGGAAGAACGAGGAAUCAACAUUAAGUCAGUCAUCUUGGUUGGCGGGUUUGCGGAUUCCCCGUCACUCCGGAGAUAUCUGCAAAAGAUAUUUCGAUUGGAGCGAAACCUUGAAAGACAAGCUAUCGACAUCCUGUUUCCUGCGGUUGGCGACUCCGCGGUUGCGCGGGGAUCGAUAUUGAGAGCACUAAGGAGAGAAGACGGCCCCAUCAGAAUCACCAGAACUAGUUACGGGAUCCUGCACAGGGUUCUGUGUGACCGCAACAAUCCGAAGUUUGGAUGCGUCCGGGAAGAACGAAGUCAACUUGAAGGGGAGCUACACAUCAUGAACACAAUCUCCUGGCUAAUCUUAAAGGAUGAAAUCGUUCCUCCAAUACAUAGGAUCUGCGUUCGGUCGCACCAUACCUUCAAGCAUUCCACUACAGAGCUCUUGUGUGAAGAACGACUCUAUAUGUCGGCUAAAAGACAUGAAUCAGGGCACGGAUUUCGGCAUCUGGAAAAUCGAGGUGCCGAACUCGGAGGCAGAAUCAUUUCCGACCUGACAUUUUUGAAGAACCAAAAUCUGAUUCAGCCAGUCGCCCGAACCAGCAUAGGGGGAGAACCAUCGUUGUUCUAUGAAGUUGAAUAUGACUUAUGGCUGAUAAUCGAAGGUCGGCAUAUGCGCUUCGAGGCUCGCUCCCCGCUGGAUCCAGAACAAGUCGUCGUAUCCGCUUCAUUUUCAAUAGCUGCCGAUUUUGUUCCUGGUACGGAGUGA